CUCAAGUCUCGAUCUCUCGAUAAAAAAAUGCACAAAAUGGAAGAAGAUCUAUACUUCAGCCCCAGUUUCAACAGUAGCUACUCAUCCCAUUUAUUUGUCAAAAUCACCGGAGAACCCCCAGAUGAUUUUGAGCCGGAAAGUUCUAAUCAUAAGCCUGCCGAAUCUGUCGCCGCGGAGUUCGAUAAAGAGGAGGAUGAGGAAGGCAGUGAUGAUUUUGAGUUCUCUUUGGUUCCCGAGCAUUUCAAUGCCUUUUCAGGUGACUUCGUCUACGGCGGUCAAAUUGGCUCGGCUUUUCCCGUCUUCAACCAAGAUCUGUUGUUAGAUGAAGGUUUUCUGGUGCGAAAUCGAGGACAGGAAGGUAAGGAAUUUCGCAUUCCAAAUGAAGUUGAUAGGCCGGUACGGAUUCCGUUGCGGAAUUUGUUCUUAGGAGAGAGGGAAGAAGACGCUAUUCGAGCGCAGUCCUCGUCGUCGUCUGAAGCCGAUGAUGAGCUGGAGAGCGUGCCGCCGGGAACGUACUGCGUGUGGCGUCCGAGGAAGAUCGAGACGUUUCCGAGUGUCUGCGAGAAGAGCAGUUCUACCGGAUCGGUGUCAAAGCGAGGGAAGCUUCGAAAGUUGUUGCGCCGUAUUAACAGUGACGGAAAUGAACGUUACGUGUUUCUGACUCCGAAAGGGACCGAAAAGUCCAAGCAGCCUGGCGUUGUGCCGGAGUUCACCGGGAAAACAGAGGCGAGGAAGAUUAAAGGCGGCGCAGCGGCAGCUCCAAUGGCGGCUCACGAGGCGUUUUAUUUGCGGAGUAAAGCGGCCAAGGAAGGCGAGAAACGGAAAUCGUAUUUACCGUACCGACGAGAAUUAGUGGGCUUCUUCGCUAACGCCAACCCAGCCGGAUUCGGGAAGACUUCUCGUUCCAAUUAAAACAUUAUUAUUAUUAUUACCAUCAAAUUCAGAUCUCACGAUCUUCUUUUUGUUUCUUUAUUUCGGGAGACAUAAUGUUACAUUAUUGUACAGUUAUUUCACCUUUUCUUUUACUUUGACUUCAUCUAUCCCUAUUUAAUUGUGAUUGUUUUGUUUUCAAGUUGGCCAGCACUAAAGUUUAAAUGCUACUACGUGAAUACUGG
Messenger RNA from Cuscuta europaea, 1115 nucleotides. The record is from the annotation of a GenBank genome assembly. Lineage: Eukaryota; Viridiplantae; Streptophyta; Magnoliopsida; Solanales; Convolvulaceae.